AUGGCUCCUUCGCUCGACGACGACGAGCACGCCUACUUUGCCUCCAGCCCGCCCCCCAAGGCGCUGGAGGAACACGCCCGGCUCGCCGACAGCUUCAUCCGCACGCACGCCCUCGCCGCCCGCCGCGUCGUCCUCGUCACCUCGGGCGGGACCACGGUGCCGCUCGAGAAGGAGACGGUGCGCUUCAUCGACAACUUCUCCGCCGGCACCCGCGGCGCCACCUCGGCCGAGUACUUCCUCGAGUCGGGCUACGCCGUCAUCUUCCUCCACCGCCAGUUCAGCCUGCUCCCGUACUCGCGGCACUUUUCGCACUCGCGGGACUGCUUCCUCGACUUCCUCAGCGAGGGGCCCGGCGGCCAGGUCGGCUGGCGGGAGGGCGGCGACUCGGCCAAGGUGCGCGACGUGCUGCGCCAGUACCGCCGGGCCAAGGAGGCCAACAUGCUGCUCAUGAUUCCCUUUGUCACCAUCGGGGACUACCUGCACGAGCUGAGGGCCGUGUCGAGGCUGAUGCUGCCCCUGGGCAGGGGCGGGCUGCUGUACCUGGCGGCUGCCGUGUCCGACUUUUUCGUCCCGCCCGAGCGGAUGGCUGAGCACAAGAUCCAGAGCACCGACGCCGCGGCGGCCUGGGGCCGAGACGGCGCGCGAGACGAUGCACGGGACGGGGACCGAGACGGGGCACGAGCUGGCGUCCAAGCCCUAGCCCAGCCCCGGAACGGCGCCUCGGAAGACGAAGAGUUUGACAACUUUGACGCGUCGCCCCGCGUCCCGCGGUCGAAGCGGCUCGUCAUCAACCUGGACCCCGUGCCCAAGUUUCUCAAGAACCUGGUGGACGGCUGGGCGCCCCAGGGCAUGAUUGUCUCGUACAAGCUCGAGACGGACCCCGCCAUCCUGGUGCGCAAGGCGCGCUACUCCCUGGACCGCUACCAGCACCAUCUCGUCAUCGGCAACUUGCUGUCGACGAGGAAGUGGGAGGUGGUGUUUGUGAGCCCCGGCCGCCGGGAUCACUGGCUCCGGGUGCCGCCGCCGCCGCCCUCCAUGGCCGAGGGAGGGGGCGGGCAGACGGGGUGGGGGGAUGCCGAGGGAAGGCCGUUGCGGGCGGACGAGCUGCCAAAGGAAGACCCGGACACGGAAAUCGAAACGCUCAUCAUUCCCGCCGUGGUGGAGCUGCACGAUGCCCAUCAACCCGGCGUCAAUCCCCCCCCUGGGUACGCGCGGAUGCUGCGUGCCAAAGACGAGGGAAACAAGACGGUUAGGAGGGCAGACGCGCGCGACUUGCCGGGCGAGGCACAAGCUGUCCAGCGACGACGGCCGGGGAAACGAGUUGCCAUUGCAAGUAGGCUUUUCCAGACGAGUUACGAGACGAGAUGCGAGACAGAGGCAGAGUACACCAAACCAGACCCGACCUAG
Molecule: messenger RNA, 1407 nt
Organism: Ustilaginoidea virens
Lineage: Eukaryota; Fungi; Ascomycota; Sordariomycetes; Hypocreales; Clavicipitaceae
Exons: 2
Coding region: 1-1407 (468 amino acids)
Biological process (GO): coenzyme A biosynthetic process
Cellular component (GO): cytoplasm; nucleus
Molecular function (GO): phosphopantothenate--cysteine ligase activity
Source: RefSeq, a predicted model, not a curated record